CGGCGAUCAGUGGUGCCUGCUGCCGGUGCUCCCUCAAAGGCUCCAUGUUUCAGUGUUUCUAGUUUACUUGCUGCUGUUUGGCGAGUUGUCCGAGGGAACAAGCCGAGUCUGCACUGUCGUGCUAUGCAUGAUGGUGUAGCCGCCUACAGACCAACAGGGGUUCUUUUUUCCCCCUCCAAGGUAGCAACAACUCCAGCACAAAAACCAGCCUAACAGCUCAGGUUGGCGGGGACAUUCAUAUGCCUCUCAUCGCAUUCAAGCCUUGACAAACCGUUAGAUUGUCGAUCUGCGUGAGGAUCUUCGAUCAUCGUCGCCCGGUUUCUAGCGGGGUGUCUCUCUGCAUUCCCCCUUCCACCCAGUCUUCGUCGUCUCCACACUCUUACUUUAGCUAUUACCGUGUUCUGCUGCAAAAUUCAUACUGUCCGUCCAGCCGAAACGUACAUUCUCUUUUUAGCACUCCCCUUGGUGUCAGACCUUUUCUAUUCAUUGGGUUUCUGUUGAUGUCGUCGUCGUCGUUGUUGCAAAGCACUGGCACCUGUCUCGAAGGCGGGAGGGUCCGCGGAUUGUGUUGGAGUGUAUUGGGGUCCCACUUACGGUACUCUGUUCAUUCCGAAGCCCCUCUUCUGUUGUCCUGCCUAAGCUCGCUGUAAGCUUCGCUUAUGGCAUUUUGAAGCCUGUAUGGUACCACCUAGUUCCUCUCUCCGGGGGCUUUGGGUUUGGUAAGCGCAUCAAAAGCUAGUUGCUUCUUUCUGACGCAGCAAAGUGCUUUGAUACUGAUCGUGUUUGCAGCGCUAGACAUCGCUGCUUACGUUAAUGUGGCAGUCUUCGUAGAGUUAUACCACUCGUCGUGUUACUGGAGAGCAGUCCAGACGGUUCACACCUAGCGAUCCCUCCGAACCACGUUGCGGCUUUGUGCAAUGUUUACAGGAAAUUGGGUGAACAAUAGAAGACUAAGGGAUAGGCUGGUAAAAAGGCUUCAAGCUAGGUUACUACUUCAAUGCGUCUUGUUGGCAUCUACUUCGAUUUAUUACCACAGCAUUGACAACCAUCGCAUGCAUUUGUUCGUUUUUCAUGGCUGAACUGGAUUUCAUAGCUCUUUCAAUGCACUGAUUAGGAAACCGAAGUGGAGAUUACAGACCGGCGUGUUUCAGUGUUGGAUUUUUAGAGCAUCAAUUGAAACCCCUGCCGCUUCCACAUCACCUGCUGAAAGGCAGCAGCUCAAGUAGUGAUUUGGGAGCAAAAUCAUGUUCUCUUGCGACAAAUUUAUCUUCGGGCUCUUGAGGGAGGCGUCCUCUGGCUAGCGAGUUUAUCCUGGAGCACUUAAACAAGAUGGUCUGGUUGAGGGGUCUAGUCUAAUCUAGAAAUCGAAAUGAACUCGGACGUAGUUUUCUAGUGACGGAAUUCGUUAGAAAUCGGGUAUGCUCUCUCUCUUCAAUCAGACUUCUCAUCAGAAACCAUGGAAAUCGAAGAGAUGGGGAGCUGGGCUGCUGACACCACGAAGAUCAUGGGCCAUCACUUUACAUUGGAAGCCGAACGGAUGCGAUCUUUCAACAAGAGCCAGAAUUCGGAAACUCCGUACAACGCUUCGGUGCAGCUUGACAAGGAUUACUCUGCGAGUCGUCAGUCCGGUUUUUCCCAGGUACGAAGCUUUUCGGCUUUGGAGACUCUGACUACAGGCGGCGAGAGAACCUCAAAUUCCGGUUCCAACACCGGCACUCCAGUUUGCGAGGCCAUCCCCUUCGAACUGCUGAGCAUGUCUCCUGAUAAGCGUCCCUGGCGCACAUACUCUGUGGAGAGCUGCAGUGGUUUCGCGCCCGAGCUCAAACUUUCCAGCGAAGAUGACACGGAACACGGCAGCUUAGACGACAAGAAGGAGUCGAAUGAGGACAUGGUCAUUUCUGGAGGCAAAGAUGGCGACAGUGUACAGUCGAAGCUGUGCUCCCGCGGGCACUGGCGGCCAGUGGAAGACCAGAAGCUGCGAGAGCUAGUGUCCCUCCAUGGGCCUCAAAACUGGAACCUGAUUGCAGAGAAACUUCAGGGUCGAUCAGGGAAAAGCUGCAGACUACGGUGGUUCAAUCAGCUUGACCCUCGCAUCAACCGGCGCCCGUUCACGGAGGAAGAGGAAGAACGUCUGCUUGCAGCGAAUCAACUCCAGGGCAAUAAGUGGGCCUUGAUCGCGCGACUCUUCCCGGGCCGCACGGAUAACGCCGUGAAGAACCAUUGGCACGUUCUAACAGCCAGAAAGAUGAGAGAACGGUCGCGAAUUAGUGGCCGCCGCAAAUCGGAGGUGCACCGCAAAAACAAAGGUAACUGCACUUACACCUCCGCACAAGGAAACCAUUACCACGGCUCCACAGAUCCUCUCACAUUAUGGAUAGAGCCCAAGUAUACAGCGACGGCGGAGUCGGCGGAAGCACCCCCUCGGUCUUCUCUCAGCGGCAGCGGCUCGCCUCUAUCCCUUCCCACCGCGUUUGCUAAACAGCAGAGCUCCGGUGGCACCUUGCAUUCAGUCGCAAACAUGGGUACUAGCUGUCUAAGCGAUGUAACCAGCUUGUCGCCGAAAUACAGAAACCUUGGAAGCGCGACUAUGGUAGCCCUGCCUUUGCUGCCGAAUCCAGUAGGAAGUGUCAUAUCAGAUCAUAGGCCAGUUCAUUUGCCAGAGGUAACUAACUCUGCGAUGAAUCAAGCGCUACUUAGUAAUUCCACGGAUGGCCAGAUUAGCUCCGGGUUCCUGAUGAGGGCUUUAGAUCCACUUGCAGAAAACUUAGCCACCCUCCCAACACAUCAACAAACAACAGAUAAUCAUUGCGUGCGUUUGGAAACGAAUGUGCCGGGGAGUCUCAAUGCGGGCGCUCGUGCACAUCGUCGCAGUCAAUCCCUUGUCUCGUUUGGCCACAAUGACAAGGUCGGGGAGUAUGAGAGUUAUCCAGGCGCCAGCCUUUGCCACUCUGACGUUCUGCACAGACAGCUUUCUAGCAGCCAGCUUAACUGCAGCGCAGCUUAUAACACUGGGAGAUAUCAAUCUGAGAAUUACUCCGGUCGAAACAAGCCACCGUUCUUGCAAGGGAAUAGAAACAAAGAUGUCGGGAGCUUGUCCACCCAAGUCCACCAGCGGCAAGAGAAGCCACACAAUGACACCGAAUCAGCUCUUAAGAUGGGACCUUGUUGGGCUGCGGCUGAUAAUACUUAUGACUUGGGUGUUGUAGGAAUGGCAAUAUCACAGCCAGAGCAGUCUGUGCCGGUUGCCUUCUUUGAUUUCCUCGGCGUGGGAGCGGCCUGAGUGCGGCAGAAAAUUUUGAGCAGACUAGUAUUAUUUUUGGUUUUCUUGUUUUUUGUUUUGUUUUGUUUUGUUUGUUUUUUGUAAAGAGGUGUUUUUAGAUUGUACACAAUCAGGUAUUCUUUUGUUUUUUUUUUUCGUUUUCUUCCUUGCCAUCACGGUAGCUCAUUAGAAUCAAGUUAUAUAUCAUUUGGCGGCCUACAGCAGGCACUUCCGAAGACACCCCAAGGAUGGGUUUCCACCAAAGCGUAGAGUGGAUGUAGUGCUUUUCAAUCAGCAAUCCGAAAUGGAAGGAGUGCUGUUGCUGACUUGGAAGGUGUCAGCAGUUCCAUUGAAGACACCAAUCCUUCGCAGCGGACUGUGUAGUCUCCAUUUUCUUGUUAGCAAAUUUGAAAAUUUCACUCAAUAGCUUCAACCCCUUCCAUCCUCCUGCUUCUAUGAUAGUUUCCCUUGCUACGGCUUACGGGACGACUCCUUUUCGUUUAAAUAAUUUCAUUAAAUUUUUUACCGCACAACCUUUUGAUUCUGUCUUCAAAUAUAUAACAAGGUUUAUGGCCCCUUUCAGGUUGUGCACCGUCACUGAACUCUCCAGCUUGUUGCUGAGGUUCCAGCGUGGGCAAUCUUAUCUCCUUUAGACUUCUAUUGUACAGAUAGGUGUUCUCUUGUAAAUUCGAUGCCACCUUGUGCCUUUGAGAAAUUUGAGAAAUCAGAUCUGAACCUUCGUGAGAGAGAGAGAGAGAGAGUGAGAAAGAGAGGAGAGAGAGAGAGAGAGAGAGAGAGCGAGAGAGAGAAAGAGAAGGAGAGAGAGAAAGAGGAGAGAGAGGGUGAACCUUGAUUAUUAAUGCAGCAUGCGCCGAAGUUGGCAAUACUUAAAGAGAGAAUGAUAAAGCUAGCAGUAGCUUGCUGGCCUAAUCAGAGUUGUCCGAUCCUGUCUCUGAGUUCGUUGAUGAAAUAAAAUGACUCUGUUCCUUGAAA
Physcomitrium patens is the source of this 4252-nucleotide messenger RNA. RefSeq lists its product as uncharacterized. Lineage: Eukaryota; Viridiplantae; Streptophyta; Bryopsida; Funariales; Funariaceae. The record is from RefSeq and is a predicted model, not a curated record. Gene Ontology annotation, molecular function: RNA polymerase II cis-regulatory region sequence-specific DNA binding; DNA-binding transcription factor activity, RNA polymerase II-specific. Gene Ontology annotation, biological process: regulation of DNA-templated transcription. Gene Ontology annotation, cellular component: nucleus.